Cyprinodon variegatus (sheepshead minnow) is the source of this 2191-nucleotide messenger RNA. RefSeq names its product hyaluronan and proteoglycan link protein 3 (gene hapln3). The transcript is spliced from 5 exons. The record is from RefSeq and is a predicted model, not a curated record. Gene Ontology annotation, biological process: cell adhesion. Bases 136 to 1239 code for a protein of 367 amino acids. NCBI's taxonomy places the organism in Eukaryota, Metazoa, Chordata, Actinopteri, Cyprinodontiformes, Cyprinodontidae. Gene Ontology annotation, molecular function: hyaluronic acid binding.
AUGCCCGUCUGGGCUCGUGACGUCAGCGCGCGCGCUCCUGCGGAUGGAUGGCAGCGGAGACACAGCAGAGGAUGAGGAGGAGAUGAGCUGAAGUCAGAGAGGAAGAACAGCUUCUUAUCUCGCGCAGACGGCGUCAUGCUGGAUCUUUCACGCCCCCUACUGGCCGUUUGCCUGUACCUGCUGCUGCCCAGGGGCCACAGCGGGACCCUCGGCUACGACAACGGCUUUUACUACCAGGACCUCAGAAACGGGAACGGAAACGGAGAAAUUUAUUUCAACGGGAUCCGUCUUCAUGUGGAAUCGCACCAGCAUUUGGUGUCAGCCACCAGGGGGAGCAGUGUCACCCUCCCUUGUCACUACCGCUACGAACCUGAACCGACCGAACCGCGCAGGACCCGGGUCAAAUGGUCCUGGUUGCCCGCCAACACCAUCACCUCAAACGAAGCCUUCCCCUUGGAAACAGAAGUUAUGGUCGCCAUGGGCAACCGUCACCGCAGCUACGGUAGCUUCAGAGGCCGCGUGCGUCUUCGUCGCUCAGCUCCGGGGGACAUGUCUCUGGUGAUUAACGAGCUGCAGCUGAACGACACCGGGCGGUACCGCUGUGAGGUGAUUGACGGCCUGGAGGACGAGAGCGUGACGGUGGAGCUGGAAAUGAGGGGAGUUGUAUUUCCCUAUAACUCCCCAAAAGGACGCUACCAUCUGAACUUCUUUGGGGCCCGGCAGGUAUGUCUGGAUCAAGAUGCCACCCUGGCCACAUUAGAACAGCUGCUCACAGCCUGGGAGGACGGGCUGGACUGGUGCAAUGCUGGUUGGUUGGCCGAUGGCACGGUGCAGUAUCCCAUCACUGUCCCACGGCACGGCUGUGGGGGGCGAAGUUUAGCUCCUGGUUUACGCAGCUAUGGACAAAAACACCGCCUCUUGCAUCGAUACGAUGCUUUCUGCUUCUCAGCUGCUAUUAAAGGGGAUGUUUACUACUUAAGCUACCCAGGGAUGCUAAACUUCACAGAAGCAGCUCAGGUUUGUGCCACAGAUGGAGGUCAGGUGGCUAAAGUGGGCCAGCUGUAUGCGGCAUGGCAGCUAAAGGGAUUGGACCGCUGCGAUGCAGGCUGGUUGGCGGAUGGAAGUGUUCGUUAUCCAAUCAGAAAACCCCGCGCUAACUGUGGUCCAAAACAGCCAGGGGUGCGUAGCUUUGGAUUCCCAGCUCCACACAGGAAAUUUGGUGUAUACUGCUAUAAAUAGGCGCUGUGACUCAGAACAAGCCUGGAUCUAAAUUGGCAGAAAAACAAAGUCUAUAAUUCUGUUUCUUCUCUUUAUAAGACAUUUUUCUUGUUAGCAUCGAACUGUCCUGCUAAAUAAUUUUCAUCCCUUCAGUUAGAGCUCUGCUGGAGCAUUGUAGACUGAAGGUGAGAGAACAAUUAAAAAUGGUCUUUGUACCGUUCAAACUUUUUAUGUGAAUAUUUUGACCAUAGCUUGUGCAGCACGACAUCAAAUAAUUGUUUUAAAUACUUGUUCAAUCAUCCACAUCACUGUCAGUCAGGUAAAAGUGUUUGCUAGGAUGUAUUUGGACAAAACCUCGCAAAUGUAAGAACAUUUCUUCUGAUGGUGUCACAAUAUAACCACAAAAUCUACUCAGUUUUAUUGGGAUUCUAUGAUAGACUCAGGUUAGUAUUAGUAACUAGUUACAUUUACUCUUUUAGGUUUAUUUGACUAACUUUUACCCAAGUACAGCUACUCCUAAAAAAAAAAAAAAAUUUCUGGAGUAGUUAUACUUUACUGUACUUUUUACCUUUACUUCAGUAAUAUUCCAGUGAGAUUUAGCUUUUACUUACUGGAGUAAAACCACCACAAGUAUAAUGACAUAUUUGUAGAUCGAGCAGAAAACAGUAGAAAUUGUCGCUGGAAUUUAUUUAUUCUUUCCUAAUAUAAAUCCAUAACUCACUGUAAAGAUUAGUUUUUAUAAGUUUAUAUUUUGAAAAAAAUCUUUGGAGAGUGCUUUUUCUGUCCAAAUUUGUUAAUUUGCAAUGAUUGUAUUUAUUUGUAUUUUUAUUUUAUGUUAUAUUUCUCUGCCUGAUUACAUUUUAAACAUUAAACUAGAUGUUAGGGCCCAACAAUUACUCAGUACUUUAAAUGUCAUUUUGCCAAGUGCUUUUUAUCUUACUUAAAGGGGAACACCGUUUUUUUUUUACAUUGG